AUUAAAUUCUUUAGUUAAAUUGUUAAUUAUUGUCAGCUAUGAAGUUUGUCUUAGGCUUAGCAUUGUUUUCUUUUUUGUUUGUGAGCAGUGUUUAUCCACAAGCACGUUCUUGUUACACUCCUAAUGGUCAAAUUGGAGUAUGUCAGUCGCUGCAAUAUUGUCCAUCAUUGGUUCGCCUGUAUCAAUAUGAUAGAACACAGCGCACAGUAAACUUUUUGGUUGCAUCUCAACGUAGCUGUGGUAAUCGUGUAUUCGGUGGUUAUCCGGUUCUUUGCUGUACGGAUGGUGUCUCUUACGAGGAACAGCCUACCACCAGAUCACCUUUCAUUGAAGUGCCUACUACAACCACUACUACUACCACUACAACUACAACGACUACACCUAAACCGCAGACACUAGCUCCAGUUACAAAUGCUCCCACGCAUCAAGAAGAUUGUAUUGGCCCUGACCGCAGAGAAGGAUACUGCAUUAGCUUACGAGACUGUCCAUCUCUUCUGAAUGAAUUCAUACAACGUCAAAAGGAUCCACAGUAUGUUAACUACAUACAGCAAUCGAAUGCUAUCUGCAAUUAUAUUCAACCUAACGUAUGCUGUCCUCUGGAAUCAUCAGUUACUAACGCACCUGUCAUUCCACCCCCGACAGUAGCACCUCCGCCGGCACCAGUUACCGAUGGACCUCCUGUUCCGAAAAAUAACAAUCUUAUUACUCUUGCCAACCCUGAAGAGGGAUGCGGUUAUAGUAAGGUUCAACAUCAACGAGUUGUUGGUGGUGUGCCUGCUGCAUUGAAUGGUUGGCCGUGGAUGGCCCUAAUUGGGUAUAAAAAUACCCUAGGAGAGGUGUCAUUCAAGUGUGGUGGUUCGGUUAUCACUAAACGGCAUGUAUUAACAGCCGCUCAUUGCAUUCGUAACGAUCUUUCUUCGGUUCGCCUUGGAGAGCAUGAUACUUCGACCGAUGCAGAAACCAAUCACAUUGAUAUUCCCGUUGUUAAGACGGUAACGAAUCCACAGUAUGAUAAAAAAGACGGUCAUUCGGAUCUGGCGAUUCUCUAUCUUGGUGAAGAUGUAACGUUUAACGAUGCCGUGCGUCCAAUUUGUCUUCCCACUAGUGAUCCAAUAAGAACUCGUACCCUGGAUGGGUUGAUGCCGUUUGUGGCUGGUUGGGGUCGAACGCAAGAAGGUGGAAAAUCUGCAAAUGUACUGCAAGAGUUGCAACUGCCAGUCAUAUCAAAUUCCGAAUGUCGCGAUUUGUACAGCAAAAUAGGAAAAGCUUUUUCUGACAAACAAUUCGACAACGCAGUGCUAUGUGCUGGUGUUAUACAGGGCGGAAAGGAUUCAUGCCAGGGUGACAGUGGAGGUCCAUUAAUGUUUCCCCAACGUGUUGGAACCGAAUACCGUUACUAUCAAAUGGGUAUUGUUUCCUACGGUAUUGGAUGUGCACGUGCCGAAGUUCCCGGAGUUUAUACAAGAGUGACACAGUUUAUAGACUGGAUCCAAGAAAAAGUAGCUCAGCCAAUCUGA
Sabethes cyaneus is the source of this 1517-nucleotide messenger RNA. RefSeq names its product venom serine protease Bi-VSP. The record is from RefSeq and is a predicted model, not a curated record. Lineage: Eukaryota; Metazoa; Arthropoda; Insecta; Diptera; Culicidae. The transcript has 6 exons. Gene Ontology annotation, molecular function: serine-type endopeptidase activity. Gene Ontology annotation, biological process: proteolysis. Bases 39 to 1517 code for a protein of 492 amino acids.